UACCCCUUCUCCCCCUCUCUCUCUCCCCUCACCCUCACUUUCUCUCACUAAAACCGCUCUCUCAAUUUCCACCAUUUUCCCCCAAUUUCCGAGAUCUAUGAAGAAGCUCAUGAGGAGACUAUCCAGAGUCGGCGACUCCUCGCAGUACUGCCUCCUCAGAUCUCAAUCGCGCCGCUGCAAUUCCUCCUCGCUGCGGAAGGGCGGCGUUCCGGAGGGGCACCUCCCGGUCUACGUCGGCGAGGAGAUGGAGCGGUUCGUCGUGAGCGCGGAGCUGCUCAAUCACCCGAUCUUCGUCACGCUGCUCAACCGAUCGGCGCAGGAGUACGGCUACGAGCAGAAAGGCGUGCUGCGCAUCCCCUGCCACGUCCUCAUCUUCGAGCGCGUGCUCGAGGCGCUCCGCGUCGGAAUCGACGCGCAGGAUCUGCUCAAUUCGCUCACCGAUCAGUUGUAGCGACCGAUGAAUUUUAAUUAUACUAGAUCGGCGCCGGCGUUUUUCUCUCUGCCUUCUCGAUUGUAUAUACUUUGUUGUGAACAGAGUUGAGAGGCGGAGAGGCUAGGGCUUUUUUUUUUGUUGAAGGUGUUUUUUUUUGUGCCUGAUGAUGUAGAAAAGUUACGACAGCGGAAAACAGAAAUUAAACGUAUUUUUCUUCA
Salvia hispanica is the source of this 651-nucleotide messenger RNA. The record is from RefSeq and is a predicted model, not a curated record. NCBI's taxonomy places the organism in Eukaryota, Viridiplantae, Streptophyta, Magnoliopsida, Lamiales, Lamiaceae.